This is a messenger RNA of Adineta ricciae, 1710 nucleotides long. The record is from the annotation of a GenBank genome assembly. Lineage: Eukaryota; Metazoa; Rotifera; Eurotatoria; Adinetida; Adinetidae.
AUGUCUUGUUAUCGAGAGAAUUUAGCGUUACGUCAUCCAUGUAAUUCGAUCAACAAGCGUCUUCAACCGUACAUUACAUGGACAGAAAAACUUGCCAGUAGUCAAUACAAAGUUCAGAAAGAUGCUUGCGGACAGCUUAGUUCUGGUCCAGCAUGUUGUACACACGAAAUAAUCAAUACUUAUGCAUUGUCUUAUGGAACAGAAUUACAAAAGUUAAUCGAUGCCGAAUUCGAUCGUUUUACACGAUCGUUAUUCCUAUCAAAAGAACAAAUCGAUAUCUGGUCGAAAGAAUACAUAACUGAAUUGCGUCGUUUAACCAUUUCAUCUUUGGAAACACUCUUUGGUACCAAAGAAUAUCGUUCGAAUGUUCAUCAAUCCGUUAUAAGUUUGUUUAACACAUUGAGUAACAAUCAAUCAUCCGUUGAUGAUGUGUCCAAAGCAACAAUAGAUUUAUUCAAUCAAUUGAUUAUUUCAUUAUAUCGACAAUUUAUGGUGGAUAACAAAGAACUUGUUCUUGAUGCUAAACUUACAAAAUGUCUCGUGAACAAAGCAUUCGAGAUCGAUGCGCUGUCGUCUCAACGUGAAUUACUCUAUAUUCUAACAAGUGGUUCAUCUUUGCUUCAACUCUUUCGAACAAUGAUUGUUUACAUCCAUGCUGAUAUUCAACGAAUAACAUCACUGCCAACAAUGACUUCAAACUCAUGUAUACAACGCUAUGCUAGAGAAACGCUGUGCCCAUUAUGUGUUAAUACAUCAAGAUUUAAUCAAAUAAUUAAUGAUGAUAAUAAUGAACCUUUAUGUGAAGGUGAUUGCCGAUAUGUGACUAAAACUUGUUUCAAUCAAACAAAUGGUUCAUACAUUGAAUUUGCUACAAUGUUUAAAAACUACUCGUUGAUCGUACGAGAUAUCGAACAAACCAUUGUCGAUCUUAAACUUGUUGAACGUCUUUCGAAACUACAUAUCUAUCUCUAUGAUAUGGUUGUUAAAGCAAUAAAUAGUCGCCAGAUAUACAUUCAACUUCAAAAAGCUUGUCCUGAUCCAAAUGCGAAAUUAUUCAGUCCUUUGCUUUCCCUUCCGCCAACGAUCAGCGAACGACGCGAACUUGUUUAUCAAUGGAAUCGAUCAUUGCAUUUCGUACUAAAACAACUUCAAUCGUCUAUUGAUACUCUCUACAUUCAUUUGACUGAGAAGAUAAUUACAGAUAUUUGUUCCAAUUCGAAUUAUGCUGUCAAAUCGAAUCGAUGUACACAAAUCGAUAAACAAAAUGCAAAUAAUUUCAUUCAAUGGUCACUUCCAUCCAUUCCGUCGACAAGCAAACCUGCUAAUAAUGCUGAAUUAACACGUAAUCAACUGGAUGAUUUAAAGAAAAAGCUACUUCCCAUUCAGCAAAUCGUCAUCUCAUUACGGCCGAAAAAGAAAUAUAAUCUGAUUGAAUAUAUUCCCGAUUUCGAUGUAUAUGAUGAUGAAGUGAACACCAUGAGCGUUGAUGAACAUUUUCCAUCAACAACUGUGAUCGAUACAUAUGAUAACAAUCUUCAAGAAUCACUUAGUGAACGAUUGUAUAAAGAAAUCGACGAAAAAAUAAUCGAUCAAUCAUAUGUGGUAACAGAAACGAAAUCAUCGAACCGUGGUCAAUCGGGAACAUGCAAUCUAUCAUUUGAUUUGAUAAUUUCUCUUUUUUUGUUUACUACUGCUAUUGCUAUUGUUUAG